AUGGGUAAAAAUACGAAGGCAAAGAAGCGCGCUGCUUCUUUGGAGGUGUUGGCCUCCAAAAGUUCUCCAAUAUUGGAGUUUGUAUUCGAUGAGCCGUUAAUUCACGUUGCAUGCCAUCCUGAGCAGCCAAUUGUAGUUUGCGCUAUCGCUACAGGCCAUGUUUUCUGUUGUAAAUACGACGCUAAAGCUUUGAAACGUAUCUUGAAUAAGAACGAAGCCAAGCUUGCCGCAUUGGAAAACAAAGAUGAUCAGAAACGUAAGAGGUUUUGGAAGUUGAUAAAACUGAAGGCGGAAAUGGAUACUUAUGAGCUAGAAGAGGGAGAAGAGACCGCCGCGGUUGAGCUACUAUGGAAGACUAGAAGGCACAAGGGGAGUGUCAGAGGGAUGAGUUUCAAUAACGAUGGUUCGAAAUUGUAUACCAUUGGUAUCGAUAACGUGUUGAAGAAAGCCAAUUCACUAACUGGUAAAGUAAUGAAGAAGGUCACAUUACCCUUGUCUAGUGAGAAAAAUCAUUACACCAAGUUAGUAACGUCAAAGACUCAUCCGUUCUUGUUAUUGGGUGAUGAACUCGGUAAUAUCCAUGUGCUGAAUAAUGACACAUUACAGCUUCAAAACACAAUCAAGAGCAUCCAUAAUGGGGAUGCCAUCAAUGACAUUUUCCAAUUUGUCGGGAAAUCUGUAUACAAGUUUAUUUCCUUGGGGCAGACUACAUUAGCGUACUGGGAUAGUAGAGAAUCGAAUGAAAGUGAUGCCAGCAUCCCAGCUGAUGAUUUAGAUGCUAAGAGAAAAGUGUACGUGAGUGAUGAUCAAGAAGACGAAAUGAUCUGCGGCUCUUUCGUAAAUCCAGAGGAUGGAGACAUUCUAGUAUGUGGUAUGGGUGAAGGUGUCUUAACUGUUUGGAAACCUAAGAAGAAUGACUUGGUAGAUCAAGUUACUAGAAUUCCCAUUUGCAAAAAUGAGAGCGUGGAUUGCGUUAUCUCGUCUUUCCAGGAUGAUAACUGUGUCUACUGUGGUUGCUCCAAUGGUAACGUUUACAAAGUUAACGUGAAGCUAGGGAAAGUCAUUGAAAUCCGAAAACACAGCUCUAUCGAUGAAGUAUCCUUCAUCGAUCUAGAUUACGAGUACAGAGUGUUAAGUGCCGGUAUGGACAAGGUCAAAUUAUGGGAUAUCGUGGAUGAGGACGAUGAUGAGGAGGGAAAAAUAAAUGAAAGUUACUCUAACUCGGAAAGUGACAACGACAAUGGUUUUGAUUCUGACGCCGAUUCCAAUUCCGAUUCAGAAUCAGUUUCAUCAUCAGAUGUAGACUCGGCUUCAGAUGACGAAGAGAAUUCUAAAUCCGAAUCUGAAGCGAACGAGAGUGACGUAGAGGAGACCCUAGUAGGCCUUUCCAAGGAUGAGUUGUUAGCAGAAUUGGAGAAAGAUCUUCAAUCAAGCGAUGAGGACUCGAAGCAUUACACCAAGAGAACAAAGAGCACACAACCCAAGAAGCUCAAGAAACAAAAGAAGGAAUUAAAUAACAAGCAACUGAGAAACCUUCAGAAACACGAACACGGUAUCAGAAAGUUUGAAGGAUUGUAG
Kluyveromyces lactis is the source of this 1578-nucleotide messenger RNA. RefSeq names its product Jip5p (gene JIP5). The record is from RefSeq and is a predicted model, not a curated record. The transcript has a single exon. Gene Ontology annotation, molecular function: protein binding. NCBI's taxonomy places the organism in Eukaryota, Fungi, Ascomycota, Saccharomycetes, Saccharomycetales, Saccharomycetaceae. Gene Ontology annotation, cellular component: nucleolus. Gene Ontology annotation, biological process: rRNA processing; positive regulation of transcription by RNA polymerase I. The coding region runs from base 1 to 1578 and encodes 525 amino acids.